Molecule: messenger RNA, 1766 nt
Organism: Apodemus sylvaticus (European woodmouse)
Lineage: Eukaryota; Metazoa; Chordata; Mammalia; Rodentia; Muridae
Gene: Lrrfip2
Product: LRR binding FLII interacting protein 2
Exons: 16
Coding region: 227-1603 (458 amino acids)
Biological process (GO): regulation of DNA-templated transcription
Source: RefSeq, a predicted model, not a curated record
CGGGGACGGAGUGUGGCCGCCGCUCUCUUUUCCCGGCUCCCGGGCGGCCGCUCCGGCCCUUCCGGGCGGCGCCGCAGCCUCAUCCCGCGCCACACGCAGAUGUGGGAAGACAAAUGAAGGGAUUUAGGAGCCAAGUAAAUGUCAUUGGGAAGGAGAGCUACCAUCACUAAGCGCUGAACACGAGCAAACUCAUUUUCAGAGUUAAAAAAAUAUUUAAAAAAACAAGAUGGGGACUCCUGGCUCUGGAAGGAAAAGGACACCAGUGAAAGAUCGAUUUUCUGCAGAAGAUGAAGCUUUGAGUAACAUCGCCAGAGAGGCAGAAGCAAGGCUGGCAGCGAAGCGGGCCGCCAGGGCAGAAGCACGAGAUAUUCGCAUGAGGGAACUGGAGCGGCAGCAGAGAGAGUUGGAUGAAAAAUCUGACAAACAGUAUGCUGAAAAUUACACAAGACCUUCAUCUCGAAAUUCUGCCUCAGCAACAACACCUCUAAGCGGAAACUCGUCCAGACGGGGUAGCGGGGACACCAGCAGCUUAAUAGACCCAGACACCUCGUUAAGUGAGCUGCGGGACAUCUAUGACCUGAAGGACCAGAUACAUGAUGUAGAAGGGAGAUACAUGCAGGGCCUUAAGGAACUGAAGGAGUCUCUGUCUGAAGUAGAAGAGAAAUACAAGAAAGCCAUGGUGUCCAAUGCCCAGCUAGACAACGAGAAGAACAACCUGAUCUACCAGGUGGACACCCUCAAGGACGUCAUCGAAGAGCAGGAGGAGCAGAUGGCAGAGUUUUACAGAGAGAACGAAGAGAAAUCUAAGGAAUUGGAAAGGCAGAAACACAUGUGCAGCGUGCUGCAGCAUAAGAUGGAUGAACUCAAAGAAGGCCUUCGGCAGAGGGACGAGCUCAUCGAGGCCCUAGAAAAACAGAAAGAACACAUUGCCUGCCUCAGGAAUGAGCGAGAUGUGCUCAGAGAGGAGUUGGCUGGCCUGCAGCAGACAGUGAAGACAGCGGAGAAACAUGGCUUAGUUAUAAUCCCAGACAGCACUCCCAAUGGUGAUGUCAAUCAUGAACCUGUGGUUGGAGCCAUUACUGCAGUGUCUCAGGAAGCUGCUCAGGUCUUGGAGUCAGCGGGAGAAGGGCCACUAGAUGUGAGGCUACGAAAGCUUGCUGGAGAAAAGGACGAACUCCUAUCACAGAUUAGAAAACUGAAACUGCAGUUAGAGGAAGAACGGCAGAAGUGUUCCAGGAAUGACGGCAUGUCCGCGGACCUGGCGGGACUGCAGAACGGCUCAGACUUGCAGUUCAUCGAGAUGCAGAGAGAUGCCAAUAGGCAAAUUAGUGAAUACAAAUUCAAGCUUUCGAAAGCAGAACAAGACAUAGCUACCUUGGAACAAAGUAUCAGCCGGCUUGAGGGGCAGGUGCUGAGGUACAAAACCGCUGCUGAGAACGCUGAGAAGAUUGAAGAUGAGCUGAAAGCAGAAAGGAGGAAGCUACAGCGAGAGCUACGGACAGCACAGGACAAGAUUGAGGAGAUGGAGAUGACCAACAGCCACCUGGCUAAGCGGCUAGAGAAGAUGAAGGCCAACAGGACAGCCCUUCUAGCCCAGCAGUAGGAGGCAGCCCUUCUACCUGGGUGCUGCUCUGAGGGCCUUGCCGGGAGAUAGUGACUCUUUUGUACAUUGACACAAACCCCUUCAAGUACUGUUUUGAGUCUUGUCAUUAAACAGCCACCUUUGUAUUUUAUAAUUUAUGAGAAUGAAGCAGGUUUAAUCGUUA